AUGCAUUCACCAACACUCAUCUUUAGCUCAACCCUCCUAAUCAUUUUCAUUCUUCUAACAUACCCCCUUAUCGUAUCCCUCAACCCCAGCCCUCUCAACAAAAAAUGGGCAACCACCCAUGUCAAAACCGCAGUACAAACAGCCUUCUAUGCUAGCCUACUCCCCCUUGCAGUAUUCUUUGACCAAGGCAUGGAAGUCAUUACUACUAACUGACAUUGAAUAAAUAUUGCCACCUUUGACAUUAACAUCAGCUUCAAAUUUGACCAAUACUCGAUUAUCUUUACACCCGUAGCCCUCUACGUAACUUGAUCAAUUUUAGAAUUUGCCUCAUGGUACAUACACUCAGACCCCAACAUAAACCGAUUCUUCAAGUAUCUACUCCUAUUUCUGAUUGCCAUAAUUACCCUAGUCACAGCCAACAACAUAUUUCAACUGUUUAUCGGCUGAGAAGGGGUGGGCAUUAUAUCUUUCCUAUUAAUCGGGUGAUGAUACGGACGUGCGGACGCCAACACCGCCGCUUUACAAGCAGUUAUUUAUAACCGGGUAGGAGAUAUCGGACUAAUUUUAAGCAUAGCGUGAUUUGCAAUAAACAUAAACACCUGGGAAAUUCAACAAAUAUUCGCCUCCUCCCAAGACAACCAAGCAACCCUACCACUCAUGGGCCUAAUCCUAGCCGCCACAGGAAAAUCAGCCCAAUUCGGCCUCCACCCCUGACUCCCCUCAGCAAUAGAAGGUCCAACACCGGUCUCUGCCCUACUACACUCUAGCACCAUGGUUGUGGCCGGCAUCUUCCUACUCAUCCGACUCCACCCCCUAAUGGAACAUAACCAAGUCGCCCUAACAACCUGCCUCUGCCUUGGGGCUACAACUACCUUAUUCACCGCUGCCUGUGCCCUGACACAAAAUGACAUCAAAAAAAUCGUAGCCUUCUCCACAUCCAGCCAACUGGGCCUAAUGAUGGUCACCAUCGGCUUAAACCAGCCCCAACUAGCCUUCCUACACAUCUGUACUCAUGCAUUCUUUAAAGCAAUACUGUUCCUAUGCUCCGGAUCCAUCAUCCACAGCCUUAACGAUGAACAAGACAUCCGAAAAAUAGGAGGCCUCCACACCAUACUUCCGCUCACCUCCACCUGCCUCACCAUUGGCAGUCUAGCCCUAACCGGAAUGCCAUUUCUCUCCGGAUUUUUCUCAAAAGACGCCAUCAUUGAAGCCCUGAACACAUCACACCUGAACGCCUGAGCCCUAACCCUAACCCUCAUUGCCACCUCCUUCACAGCCGUAUAUAGCUUCCGAGUUAUCUUCUUCGCCUCUAUGGGCUCCCCCCGAUUUCUCCCCCUAUCACCCCUCAACGAAAACAACCCAACAGUAAUUAACCCAAUCAAACGACUUGCCUGAGGAAGCAUCCUAGCCGGACUAUUUAUUACCUCCAACUUUUUACCAGCAAAAACACCAAUUAUAACCAUACCCAUAACCCUUAAAUUAUCCGCAUUACUAGUAACAGCCCUAGGGUUACUCAUAGCCCUAGAACUAACAAGCCUAACAAACAAACAACUAAAAAUUACCCCCACAAUUCCACUACACAACUUCUCCAACAUGCUAGGAUACUUCCCAUCAAUUAUUCACCGCCUAGCCCCAAAAAUCAAACUGAGCCUAGGACAAGCCAUAGCAACUCACCUAAUUGACCAAACAUGACUAGAAAAAGUAGGACCAAAAGGAAUUACAACCAGCCAAAUCCCAUUAAUUAAAGCCACAAACAGCAUUCAACAAGGUUUAAUUAAAACAUACCUUACAAUCUUCUUCCUGACCACCACACUAUCAAUCCUCCUCAUCACACUAAUCUAA
This is a messenger RNA of Acipenser ruthenus (sterlet), 1842 nucleotides long. The record is from the annotation of a RefSeq genome assembly. Lineage: Eukaryota; Metazoa; Chordata; Actinopteri; Acipenseriformes; Acipenseridae.